Molecule: messenger RNA, 1470 nt
Organism: Emiliania huxleyi CCMP1516
Lineage: Eukaryota; Haptophyta; Isochrysidales; Noelaerhabdaceae
Exons: 2
Biological process (GO): actin filament bundle assembly; actin filament network formation
Cellular component (GO): actin filament bundle; cytoplasm; actin filament
Molecular function (GO): actin filament binding
Source: RefSeq, a predicted model, not a curated record
AUGGUCAGCCACAUCAACAACGUGCUGCGCGACGCGCCAGUGCUCUCUGGCGGGCCGAUGAAUCCGCUGGGCAACGACGUGCUGCACAAGGUGGCCGACGGCGAGCUGCUCGGCAGCCUGCUCGCCACCUCCGACCCCGACGCCCUCGACCUGCGCGCGCUCAACACCGCGCCGCUCGACGGCAGCGACCUCUCGCCCGAGGCGCAGCUCGAGAACCACACUCUGCUCGUCAACGCCGCCGCCUCGGUCGGCGCGGCGGUGCCGAUGAUCCACGAGACACAGCUGCUCUACGCGCCGCAGCACAAGCAGGUGGCGCUGCAGCAGGCGUACAACAUCAUCAAGCACGGGCUGCUCUCCAAGAUCAACGUGAUGACGCAGCCGCAUCUGGCGGCGCUGCUCGCGGACGGCGAGAAGCCGGGGCAGGUCCCGCCCGAGGCGCUGCUCUCGCGCUGGAUCAACAAGCACGUAGACGACUACCUGCGGCAGCACCCGCAGGACCGGCGGCGGCUGCCGACGGAGGUUGCGGUCAGCGAGACGCUCGACGGCGACAUCAGCACGCAGCUCGCGAUGGCGCUGCACCAAGUGGCCAAGGAGCCGAUGCUCUCCGUCGGCAACAGCAUCCUCCCCACCGCGCGCGCCAAGCAGGUCGUCGAUCACGCCAUCGCGGCGGCGGGACCCAAGAUCUUUGCUGUCGCGCCGAGCGAUUUGACGCAGCCGCGGCCCCGGAUGCAGCAGUGCUUCGUGGCCUCGGUGGUGGACGCCUUUGGCGACGGCGGCGAGGAGGGCGAGCUCGACACGUACGAGGAGGAGACCAACGACGCGGCCGAAGGGCGCGUCUUCAAGAACUGGGCGGCGUCGCUCGGCCUCAAGCUCAACAUGAAGGACCUGUACGCCGACUCGUGCACGGGCAUCGUGCUGCUCAAGGUGAUGGAGCGGCUGCAGCCGGGCUCCGUCGACUGGAGCAGGGUGAAGGGCUCGCCGAAGAAUCGGUACGAGAAGGGAGACAACUGCGAGUACGCCCUCGGCGUCGCGCGCAAGCUCGGUUGCAAGGUGGUCGGCAUCCAGGGCUCCGACAUCGCCGAGGGCAACGAGAAGCUGCUCCUCGCCGUGUGGUGGCAGCUGAUGCGCAAGGACCUGCUGCAGUUCCUCGACGAGCUCGACAUGGACUCGGCGCACGUGCUCGCGUGGGCCAAUGCCAGGGUGCUGUCGGCGGGCUGCGACGUCCAGCUCAGCAAGUUCGGCGACCCGGCCGUCAAGAGCGGCGUUUUCCUGCUCGAGCUGAUGAGGGCGGUGGCGCCGCUCGCCAUCCGCGAGGACCUCAUCAAGCCGGGGAUCACGGAGCUCGAGCGGCAGCUCAACGCCAAGCUCGCCAUCUCGACGGCGCACAAGAUGGGCGCACGCGUCUUCUGCGGCUGGCAGGAUAUCCUCGAGGCGCGGCCCAAGCUGGUGCUCUCGAUGAUCGCCGCCGUC